AUGCACAACACACCAGACGCCACUAUGCCAGAAGAUCAUACUCGAACGCUCUUCCUCGUCCGUAAGAAGCGCAACUCCAAGCACGACGUCCCCUGCAGCCUCGACUGUCUCCUCUACCCCCGCGGGAAGCCCAGGCGCGCACCGAAGACCCUCUUCGGGCGCCUCCUCGCGCUUCUCGGCGUCGACCUGCAGACACCGGCGAGCAGCGGCGCCGGCGAGCGGUGGGUGCACAGGGGCGGGGCUGGAUACCAGCCUGGGCGGCACUGGGGGUGUCCGCGGCCCAACAUGUUCUUCGAGGGCUCGGGAGAGGUGGCAGCGGUGCCUGCUGGUGGGGCGGGGUGCUGA
Messenger RNA from Verticillium alfalfae VaMs.102, 345 nucleotides. RefSeq lists its product with no specific name. The transcript has a single exon. The record is from RefSeq and is a predicted model, not a curated record. Lineage: Eukaryota; Fungi; Ascomycota; Sordariomycetes; Glomerellales; Plectosphaerellaceae. Bases 1 to 345 code for a protein of 114 amino acids.